AACUAUCCUACCCAUUCUGCUGUGCCAGCAGUCUCAGGGAGGCAGCCAUUUCAUAGAACUUUAGAAUCAUAUGAUUUGAAGGGGUCUGAGACAGAUCUGAUCAUCUGGCACACUCCAGCUGAAUGAUUGCUUAGCCUCUGAGUUUAGAUCUGUGUAUUAUUUACAUCCAUUGGUCUUAGUUUCAGCCCUUUCUUUCGGAGACGUGGAUGUGCAUAGUAACUCAUUUCUUUUAACAUAUAUAGGUUUUUUUCAAUCAAGUGUCUGUAAAUGCUGGUGGCAUUUGGCAAUCUAAGUAAACUGUUAUAGUUCAAGAUCAUUCCAGAGACGAGGAAUGAGUAAAUAUUAACAACCCCCUGUGCUUGGUUGGAACUUGAAAGGACUGUAUAACAUCAGUGAGCAAGCUUUUGUCAAUCACAGUCUAGACCAGGUUAGUCUUAAAGUCCAAAGAAGAACCAAAGUUCACUUUAGUGUAGAAGUUUUUGCAGAGUUCUCUUGGUUAUUGCUUGCAAGUUUAAGGAAAAGAAAAUGAUGAAGGAGACAGAGAAAACCAUUGCUAUUGUGAAGGUUAUAGACACUUCAAAGUUAAAACUGUUAUCUGGAAGUAUUUUGGAUGUGUAUAGUGGUGAACAAGGAAUUUCACCAAUUAACAUGGGGCUUACAAGUGCUUCUUGUCCAAGUAGUCUACCGAUGAAAAGAGAAAUUACAGAAACUGACACUAGAGCUUUAGCAAAAGAGAGACAAAAAAAGGACAACCACAACCUCAUUGAAAGAAGAAGAAGGUAUAAUAUUAAUUACCGAAUCAAGGAGCUUGGCACUCUUAUUCCAAAGUCUAAUGAUCCUGAUAUGCGCUGGAACAAAGGAACCAUUCUAAAAGCAUCAGUGGAGUACAUCAAGUGGCUACAAAAAGAACAACAGAGAGCCCGAGAAUUAGAACACAGACAGAAGAAAUUAGAACAGGCUAACAGGCGACUUCUACUUCGGAUUCAGGAACUAGAAAUUCAGGCUCGUACUCAUGGUCUGCCAACCCUGGCUUCACUUGGCACGGUUGAUUUAGGUGCUCAUGUCACCAAACAGCAGAGCCAUCCUGAGCAGAAUUCAGUAGACUAUUGCCAACAACUGACUGUGUCUCAGGGGCCAACCCCUGAGCUCUGUGAUCAAGCUAUAGCCUUUUCUGAUCCUUUGUCAUACUUCACAGAUUUAUCAUUUAGUGCCGCAUUGAAAGAGGAACAAAGAUUGGAUGGCAUGCUAUUGGAUGACACAAUCUCUCCAUUUGGAACAGAUCCUCUGCUAUCUGCCACUUCCCCUGCAGUUUCCAAAGAGAGCAGUAGGAGAAAUAGCUUUAGCUCAGACGAUGGUGAUGAAUUAUAAGAAAUAAGCAGACCCAAUUCAUCAACUGGAAAGCAGUUCUAUGCUGGUGCUAUGCAAUUAUGCUCUGUGUUUCAUAUGUUGCUUUGGCUUAUUUUUUUCCUAAAGGAAUGUGGUGUUCAUGGAAAACUGAUAGAAGCAACAGAAGAAUUCGCAGGAAGAAAAAUCAUGGUGUUAAUGAAUUAUUGAGGGUGGAAAAAAGGUGUUUUCUUCUUUGACUACAGAGUCCAAAUCCACUUAAAUUCUGUUUUACUGGAAAGAGGUACAGCAUAAGAAAUAGCUCUUUAUUGAUGCUUUAAAAGCAGCAACUUGGUGGUGUACUACUGGAACUAACGACUGCAAAGUGUAAAAUGACUGAAAUAUACAAACCGUCUCUUAGUUAUUCAUUUCCAUCUUCUCUUCAACUUUUACAUCAGUCUUCAAGAAUCAAGAUCAGCAUAUCAGGUGGUCAUUGCCUUUCUCCAUUGUCUAGUAGAUACGUCUAAAGUUCAAACUUUAUAGGAGAAAUAAUGAUAUAAUAGAUUAUCUGUCACUUGCGGUUGAAAAGCAAAUCUACAAUAAAUGUGAGAAUUUUCCAUAAUAAAAUAUGGAUGACUUAUAAAAACA
Messenger RNA from Chlorocebus sabaeus (green monkey), 1971 nucleotides. RefSeq names its product transcription factor EC (gene TFEC). NCBI's taxonomy places the organism in Eukaryota, Metazoa, Chordata, Mammalia, Primates, Cercopithecidae. Gene Ontology annotation, biological process: regulation of transcription by RNA polymerase II. Gene Ontology annotation, cellular component: nucleus. The record is from RefSeq and is a predicted model, not a curated record. Gene Ontology annotation, molecular function: protein dimerization activity; RNA polymerase II cis-regulatory region sequence-specific DNA binding; DNA-binding transcription factor activity, RNA polymerase II-specific.